AUGCUGAAGGGGAUUGAUGUUAUUCUAAUGAAAACAAGGAAAUUCAGUGCAGGCUACAGCUACGUACAAAUGCAUACUAUUCCAAAACCUCAAGAGCGUGGCACUGAGGAUUGGGUUAUUAUAGACAAAAUACCCUCUGAGGUAGUUGAUGGUGAAUCGAAAAAAAAUCUGGCGUACAAAGUAGUGACUGUGAGCAGUAAAACUGCCUUUCCACCUGAGAUAUUAAAAUCCAGUACCAUUCUAAUGCAGAGCUUUGAGGACUUGGAAAGUGAAAUACAAUCCAAAGAGGAGAAUAAGCAGAAAAUGUUCACCCUAGGAAAGUCCUAUGAUACUGUAUCUGGGAAAAUUGUAACCAUGACAAGUAAAGCUAAAGAGGGCGAGAAAGCAGUACAGCCUUCCAUAGAAGCUUUGCAAAAAAUGGAAAGGGAAGUGCAAGAAUCGGUGAAAAUCAUUCCUGUAGUGGCUGAGUAUGAAAUCCUCGAGCCUGUCACUGAUGAGAAAGCCAGGCGGGGAUCCGACAUGCAGAGCACAAAAAGAAAGCUGUCCGACUCUCUGACACCCAUAAAGGAAGCAGAAUCUCAGUUCCAAAGUCCUGAAGAGGAGAGUUUGAAAAAGACACUAAAGAUGGACCAGGAUUUGCAGUUACAUGGUACACUGGGAAGCUUGCAGCUUGGGAAAGCAGAAAAACACCUUGGCAGUGAAGCUGUAAAAGCAGGGGCAUUUGCCCGGAGAGAUAAGAGCCUGUCUGAGUGGAGAUAUUCCAGAGAACAGCCAUUUACCAUUGCUACUGCUCACUAUGUUACCGAGUCGUCUGCGUCAAAAGUAGUGGUAACAAGUGGCUUUGACUUCACGCCACAGUUUAAAGAUUAAAGCAUGACUUGUUUUAGGCAAACCCCUCACACCACCCUACCUUUUGGUUCUCUUGCUGCCUGGCUUUAUGUUGACAGCAGCCAACCCAGCUUAUUUUUUUUCCCCUCAUACCUUGAAUCCGUCACACAGUCUGAAGCAGACAUUAUGUAAGGCUUUCAACCUUUCUGGUUUAUUUAAAGAUCCAUGUUACUGAAAUGUAGUAUUGCUGCUGUGGCUUGUUAAUACAAGGUAAAAAAAGGUUUGCUUGAACCAGCAAAAUGCCAACGCUAACAACUAUGCUUCGUAACUAUUGCUUACCACAGCCAUUAUGGAUUUGCUCUGAUUUAUUUUCACAUUCUUUUCCUGUUUCCAACCUCUCCGUGCCCCCGCAACCUUCUCUCCCUUCCCUCCGUCUCUGCCUCUGGUUUUGGCAAUUAAUAUGUCUGUGCAUGUGGGUCUGCCUUUCUUCUGUGUUUGACUCUACAUUUCUUUGUC
This is a messenger RNA of Phalacrocorax carbo (great cormorant), 1344 nucleotides long. The record is from RefSeq and is a predicted model, not a curated record. Lineage: Eukaryota; Metazoa; Chordata; Aves; Suliformes; Phalacrocoracidae.